AUGGAUGAACCAUUAGUCUCGGGUGGUAUCAUGCUGCUCAUUUGUUUGGGUGCUACAGUAAUCAUGCAAUGUAGUUUCUUUAUUGUAGCUUAUACUUGUCAAUUUGAUAAAGUUACAGACUUGGCCGGUUCACUUAAUUUUAUUGUGCUUGCAGUGCUGUCAUUAGUCUUACAAGAUGUAUUUGACACUCGCGCUAUUGUAGUCACAUGUAUGCAAGUGACAUGGGCAAUACGUCUUGGAUCUUUUCUCUUACUUCGUGUUCUCAAACGGGGGAAAGACGAACGCUUUGAUAAGAUGCGUGCCAAUUGCAUGGCAUUUUUUGGGUUCUGGGUGUUUCAAAUCUUGUGGGUCUUUUUAGUGUCACUACCAGUGGUGCUAGCGAACUCAUGCGGUGGCCAAAUCAACGGGAGAUUCGGUAGGCCUCAAGACAUUAUCGGCAUUGUAAUAUGGACGAUUGGAAUGGUGGUUGAAUAUGCCGCUGAUGCUUCUAAAUCAGCUUUUCAUAAUGAACCCAAGAACAAGGGCAAACUCUUGCAUUCAGGUAUAUGGAAAUACUCACGUCAUCCCAAUUAUUUUGGGGAGAUAUUGUGCUGGAUAGGGGUGACUAUUAUCGCCAGUGCCAACUUUGGUAGCAAUGGGGGCGAGACGUGGUUCUACUAUGUCAGUUGCAUUAGUCCUACAUUGACGUUUGUGCUGCUCAUAUAUAUCUCGGGUGUGCCGCUGGCUGAGGAUCGCUACGAUGAACGCUUUGGCUUGGAUUCCAACUACCUCGAGUACAAACGCUCGACUAGUCCACUGAUCAUAUUACCUCCUUCAAUCUAUCGCUCGAUUCCGGCUCCGAUCAAGCGCUGGUGCUUUUUCGAGCUCAAGAGAUACUCGCGCAAACUACGAGAGCUACGCGAUACUGAACACAAGACGUCACAUACCAACUACCAGGCCAUUUCAUAA
Molecule: messenger RNA, 948 nt
Organism: Peronospora farinosa
Lineage: Eukaryota; Oomycota; Peronosporomycetes; Peronosporales; Peronosporaceae
Source: the annotation of a GenBank genome assembly